AUGGUGGAUGUAUCGGCUAAGGAAGCGACGAAGCGCACUGCAGUGGCUAUAGGGCGGAUCUACAUCCCCGAGAUAGCUUACGAACUCGUCACUUCGACAUAUCUCCCCUCGGCUGACAAGGUUUGCGGUACACCUUCUCUCACCGAAUCUCCGUCAGAGAUUGUGAAGGCAAAGGCUCGAUCCAAGGGUGACGUUUUGUCCGUCGCGCAGCUGGCCGCCAUCAUGGGCUGCAAGCGAACCGCGGACCUCAUUCCCUUGUGUCACCCUUUACAGUUAUCUCAUAUUUCUGUCACCCUGCAUCCAGAAGUUCGUCAUUGCCCCAGUCCCGUUCCCAUGGACAUCGCAGAUAGCUUGAACGCUGUUGCAAGUUCCGCCGUCUCACGAUCUACCCUUGGAUCCGAGGUAAAAUACAGUAUCCUAUGCUGCGCUGAAGUGUCGUGCGAAGGCAAGACUGGAGUUGAGAUGGAAGCAUUGACUGCGGUGUCGGUCGGGCUCUUAACUGUGUGGGACAUGCUGAAGGCAGUCGCCGGAAAGGAAAUGGUCAUCGGAGAUGUCUUUGUAUCGAGGAAGGAAGGUGGAAAGGGCGGGGACUUUACUCGAGAAUGA
This is a messenger RNA of Sparassis crispa, 606 nucleotides long. RefSeq lists its product as hypothetical. The record is from RefSeq and is a predicted model, not a curated record. Gene Ontology annotation, biological process: Mo-molybdopterin cofactor biosynthetic process. Bases 1 to 606 code for a protein of 201 amino acids. NCBI's taxonomy places the organism in Eukaryota, Fungi, Basidiomycota, Agaricomycetes, Polyporales, Sparassidaceae. The transcript has a single exon.